Gopherus evgoodei (Goodes thornscrub tortoise) is the source of this 2648-nucleotide messenger RNA. It is a transcript of the gene PCGF6, whose product is annotated as polycomb group ring finger 6. The coding region runs from base 102 to 1067 and encodes 321 amino acids. NCBI's taxonomy places the organism in Eukaryota, Metazoa, Chordata, Testudines, Testudinidae. The record is from RefSeq and is a predicted model, not a curated record. The transcript has 10 exons. Gene Ontology annotation, biological process: regulation of transcription by RNA polymerase II. Gene Ontology annotation, cellular component: PRC1 complex.
AGCACGCAUGCGCAGUCUCGCUGGCCGUAUCGGCGGUACGGCGAGCGAAGAAGGUUGAGGACUACAUUUCCCAUCGUCCCUUCAGGCGCCCCCCCCCAGCCAUGGACAUGGAGGUGGAUGUAGGCUCUGUGAUCUCGGGCCUGUCCGGCGGGGAUGGGGCGGGCCUGGGGCCCGGCGAGGAGGAGCUGGAGGUCGGGGGCGCCCCUGGCUGCUCUGGGGCCGGCUCCCUCCAGUUCGAUUUUGAGAGGAGCCGCUCUGAAUCCAGCGGGGAGGAGGAGGAGCUGGAGGAAGAGGAGCUGGAGGGCGGCCCCGGGGCCCGCUUUGGAGCCUGCCAAGAGGCGGAGGGGGAGCUGGACUCGGACGCUGAGCGUGAGCGCAUGAUAAACCUGUCUGAGUUGACGCCUUACAUCUUGUGUUCCAUCUGCAAAGGUUAUUUUAUAGAUGCCACGACCAUUACAGAGUGUCUUCAUACAUUCUGUAAAAGCUGCAUAGUAAGACAUUUUUACUACAGUAACAGAUGUCCAAAAUGCAACAUUGUUGUACAUCAGACGCAACCUCUUUAUAAUAUCAGGUUGGAUCGACAGUUACAAGACAUAGUGUAUAAAUUGGUUGUCAGUCUGGAGGAGAGAGAGAAAAAGCAGAUGCAUGAUUUCUAUAAAGAAAGAGGUCUAGAAGUACCCAAACCUGCUGUCCCACAGCCAGUCCCUGUGAGCAGAGGAAGACCUCGGAAAGUCUUGGGAUCAGUGUUUCGAAUCCCACCAGAACUUGACGUCUCACUGCUUUUGGAGUUCAUUGGAGCUAAUGAAGGCGCAGGGAAUUUUAAGCCAUUGGAAAAGAAGUUUGUACGAGUUUCAGGAGAAGCAACCAUCGGCCACGUGGAAAAAUUCCUGCGAAGAAAAAUGGAUCUUGACCCGGCUUGUCAGGUGGACAUAAUAUGUGGUGAUCACCUUCUAGAACACUACCAGACGCUGAGGGAAAUCCGCCGAGCUAUAGGAGACGGUGCUAUGCAGGAUGGUUUGCUUGUACUGCACUAUGGCCUUGUGGUAUCUCCGCUAACAAUAACUUAAAGAUUGCUAGAAUAUCUGAAGGUGAAAGGAUCCAAAACAUGAAGCUUCUUCAGUGCUGUUAUCUCACCAAAGAAGGCCAUCCUCCUUGCUUCCUGUCACAGGAAAUAAAUGAAUGAAACCACCACUAACUGCUGUACACUUAUAACGUAGCAUUUGACUUUGCUGGUGUAAAAAAUGCAGCCUCUGUAAGUACAGUUAUAAACACUGCAAAGCUCUGUAUUACAAAUGACGCUACUUAAACUGUAGCUAGCUCAGGGAAAGCAGAAUACUCAGAGUUUCUGAUUUUUAUUUUUAAAUACUUCUUAAAUCCACAGGAUCUCACAGGGUUAAUUUGCUUUCUCCUCCACUAAUCUUAAUCUUGGGCAGGUCCCUAAUUUAUCUUCAUAAAACCUUAUGUACUUCUGAAGUCUGUGGCUGGAAUGGUGCUCUCAGGGAUGAUCUUCAGUGGGUGAUGUCCCUUUUUUGGGGAAGGGGAUACAAUCAUUUACCUGAAAAGAAUGUCAACAGCAGCUGACUUGAUUUAGAAAUAGUGGGCAGGGGGAGAUUUUCCAGCUUGUCUGUAGGCCAAAAUGAGUAAUCAACUUCACAUGGGUUAAGUAUUGACUUUCCUAGUCCUACUGGAAACAGCAUUAAGACAUCGUUUCUCUUCAAGGAAACAAAUUUCAUCUACACUAGGUCCAGAACUGGUAGUAGCUAGACUCAUGUUAACUACUGUGUAACCAUAUAGCUCAUGAUAUGGCUCUCAGCCUGGAUGGACCAACAGAUUAUUCUGUGCACAGAGAACAUCAGUGUAUGACCUUCCCUCCAUCUGUGAUAUAUGUGAAAUAAUUAGACCGUCAGCCUGCUCCCAUUGAAGUCAAUCAGCUGAUUUGCCUGGAAGCAGAAUCAAGCCUUUCAUUUUUAACACCUUUCCUUACAAUCUCAGCAAAAAUGGAGACUCUCAUAUUCUCUUCAAAGUACCGUAUUGUAAUGACCUUUGAAUGCGUUAAGGGGGAGACCAUGUUUGAGGCUGCUACUGGGUGCAGGGCAAUGGAAUGAACAUCUGUUACUACUACUGUUUCUACAGCUGCACAAAGACUAUUAGAUAGUUUUUAAUUUUAACAUAACUGUAGUUCAUGAUCACUUAACAUUUCAAUAUUCUGUUCUGUUUGUUAUGAGACUUUAAUGAUUUCUUUCAUAGAUACAAAAAUCAGAGGUGCGCAUGAGUAGACUUUCAUUGCAUUCUAGACUUAAAGGCCAGAUUUCAAGGUAGCUGGGUUCCUAACUCCCAUUGAUUUUAAUAGGAGUUAGGUGUCUGUCUACCCUUUAAAAAUCUGGCCCUUAAUUCUUUAAAACCAAUGUUUGUUUUGCCUGUGAAGAUGACACUUUAAGAAAAAUCUUGUUUACCUAAAGUCACUUCUUGCGAUGUUUCUAAAAAUGUAACAAAAAAAAUGUGUAGCCAAGAUUUCUGACUUAUUUUCAAGGUUUGUAUAAAAAUAGUGCUGAAAAUGGAGCAGAAAAAGGGAUUAUUUUGUAAACACUUUGUGCAUUGUGUUGAUAAGAGAGUAUAUCUUGUAAGAGUUAAAGUUUUAUUUUAGCCUA